UAUUGCUCGCAAUCUGCAUUAAACUUCUCACAACCAUCUGGUGUUUGUAGGAAUCACUGAUCCAGGCCGACUCAACCGUGUUCGGCUUGAAGCAAAGAUUAGCGGAGCAACAAGAUGCCCGAGCUAAGUUCGAAGAGAAGCUUUGCCUUGCAUUGGUUGACAUUGAGAAGAUGAAGGCGGAUCACAAGGAGUUUGAAGAAAAGGCCGAAGCUGAGCGAGACGCCUUGUUGAAAAGGGCUGAACAAGCCGAGGAACAAAUGAAGGGCGCCGUGCGGGAACUGACCGGGCUAAAACUUCGCAUCUCCAAAAUGGCUAAUGUCGUGUUUGGUCCUCGAUCCGCCAAUCUCCAUGAUGAUUGCGUAUUCAAACUGAAGGCAAUAUAUACCUUAAUAGAGCAACUUUGUAUUGGCGGCAUGAUGACUAUUAAGGCCGUUAUGGGCGACAAGGAGCCCGUGAAGUCAAUCAAGUAUAUGUUGGGAUGGUCCAAUAUGUGUUAUUCAGUCUGUCUUCUAGAAUUUUCAACUCGGUCUAGUCAUUGAUGAAAUCAACUAAGGCCUGAGAGUUGAUGGUCGUGCGGGGCAUACACAUCACGUGAUGAGGACCAAGCUCAAUGGCCUGCUUAGCGAUCCGCCCGGUCGCCUCACGAUUUUGUAUGAUAUCGCCAAGUGGAGCAAAACUAAACUCCA
Hordeum vulgare subsp. vulgare (domesticated barley) is the source of this 686-nucleotide messenger RNA. RefSeq lists its product as uncharacterized. NCBI's taxonomy places the organism in Eukaryota, Viridiplantae, Streptophyta, Magnoliopsida, Poales, Poaceae. Bases 171 to 539 code for a protein of 122 amino acids. The transcript has 2 exons. The record is from RefSeq and is a predicted model, not a curated record.